GAAGAGGAUAUGGAAAAGGACAAUACAACUUUGCUGACAGAGUUUGUUCUCACCGGACUCCCUCAUCAUCAAGAGUGGCAAAUCCCCCUGUUCCUGUUUUUCCUUGUGAUAUACCUCAUCACCAUGGUGGGGAACCUUGGUCUGAUUUCUCUGAUCUGGAAGGAUGCUCACCUCCACAUCCCCAUGUACUUUUUUCUUGGUAAUUUAGCCUUUGUGGAUACUUGGAUAUCAUCCACAGUGACCCCAAAUAUGCUGGUCAAUAUGUUAGUCAAGAGCAAAAUGAUCUCUCUCACUGAAUGCAAGAUUCAAUUCUUUUCCUUUGCAGUCAGUAUAACUACAGAAUGUUUUCUCCUGGCAGCAAUGGCUUAUGAUCGCUAUGUAGCCAUAUGCCACCCUUUACAUUAUCCAGUGAUUAUGACCAAUAGACUAUGCAUACAUCUAGUAGUUUUGUCAUUUGUAGGUGGCUUUCUUCAUGCCAUACUUCAUGAAAGUUUUUUAUUGAAAUUAACCUUCUGUAAUUCCAACAUAAUACAUCACUUUUACUGUGACAUUGUAGCAUUGCUAAAGAUCUCCUGUACUGAUCCUUCUAUUAAUUACCUAUUAAUUUUUAUUUUCUCUGGUUCAUUUCAAGUUUUCAGCAUUGUGACUAUACUCAUCUCUUAUACGUUUGUUCUCUUUACAAUUUUAAAAAAGAAGUCUGAGAAGGGUGUAAGAAAAGCCUUCUCCACCUGUGGAGCCCAUCUCUUUUCUGUAACUUUAUACUAUGUCCCCCUUCUCUUCAUGUACGUACAUCCUGCAUCUUCACAAGCAAAUGAUAAAGAUAUGAUCUUUUCUGUCUUUUACAUGGUUAUAAUUCCUGUUUUAAAUCCCAUUAUCUAUAGCCUGAGAAACAAGCAAGUCAUGGAUUCACUGACAAAAACCUUAAAGGGAAAUGUUUAG
Messenger RNA from Marmota flaviventris (yellow-bellied marmot), 939 nucleotides. Its product is annotated as olfactory receptor 5H8-like. NCBI's taxonomy places the organism in Eukaryota, Metazoa, Chordata, Mammalia, Rodentia, Sciuridae. The record is from RefSeq and is a predicted model, not a curated record. Gene Ontology annotation, biological process: G protein-coupled receptor signaling pathway. Gene Ontology annotation, molecular function: G protein-coupled receptor activity; olfactory receptor activity. Gene Ontology annotation, cellular component: membrane.